AUGGCCCGUGCCCUGAUCUUCAUGAUCUUGCCCUUCUUGGCUGCGGCCGACACAAACAGCCUUCGGGGCACCAAGACCCUGAUGGCAUGCUCGGGCGAGGGGAACCUUCCCACCAUCGAGAACGGGAGCCCCCGCUGCUAUGGCGGCCAGCUGUUGAUGGAGACCUUCUCACUCAAGGUCCUCAGCUUCGACGGCUCAACUGGCGUGGUGGACAUGAAGGCCGAGGGACCUCAGGCUGGUCAGUGCGAUGGUGCCGCAUUCCAGAACCAGGACAACGCGGUGACGAUUGAGAACGAGGCUGACUGUGGCCUGGGCUCUGCGGAGUACAGCGUCAGGUACUGCCCGGACCAGGACCAGUUCGUUGUGAACAUUGUGAAGCCCUGGACCGUCCAGGUGGCGCUCUCAAGCCAGGCAUGCUCCACUCCAGCCGCGGGUGGCGAGGUCUAA
Messenger RNA from Symbiodinium natans, 447 nucleotides. The record is from the annotation of a GenBank genome assembly. Lineage: Eukaryota; Dinophyceae; Suessiales; Symbiodiniaceae.